UAUAAAACUAUAAAUAGAAGGGAAUUUUCACAAAAAUAGUAAUUCAACACUUUCAGUUUAGCACUCGUUUCAGUUGCAGAAUUAAUUGAUGGCCGCUAAAUAUAAUAGAGCAGUAAAACAAAAUAAUCCAACCAAUGACUACAUUCUGAUAUCAAGCAAUGAGGAGGCGAAGGCAUUAUUUCAAAGAAUACAUAGGAACAAACACAAUAUUGUGACACUUGGUUUAGACGUGGAAUCUGUUGAAUUGGGAAGUUCAGUUGUUUGCAUCGUACAAAUAAAGAUACAAGACGAAUCUCCAUACAUUAUAGACAUAUAUGGGAGUAAGAUAGAUUUAAAAGCUACCUUAUUCAACGAAAUAAUGAAAUCAGAAGAGAUUGAAAAGGUGACUCAUGAUCCUAGAAAUGAUAGCAGGAUGCUGUAUGAGACAUUCCAGACAGAGAUGCGAUAUGUAUUUGAUACGCAGACCUUCCAGAUGACAGUUGAAAAUCAGUCUAGCCAGGCAUUAACAACAAGAAGAUUGCAAUGCCAAAGGAAAUCGUUGGACUUUAUUUAUGUAAAGUAUGUAGGACGUUUUCCAAAUCAAAAAUUGAAGGAUGAUAUGAAAAGUCAAAUGUCGGAAGAUCAGACCAUUUGGUUGAGACGGCCAUUGACAAGAGAAAUGGCUUUGUAUGCAGCAUUAGAUGUUGAGACACUUCUACCAAUACGGUUUGCAAUGUCCAAAUACCUAACUGAUAUGGAGGAUGGCAAGAGGAUAGCUUUUCUAAAAACAUAUAAUGAAUUAUGCGCAGAAAGCAUAUAUACGCCACUACCUAUAGUUAAUUCUGAAAUUAACAAACGUAAAAGGUUGCGAGAAUUUGAAGAAGCUAAACGUUUACAAAUGCUUGGCAUUCAAUUAAAUAAAAAAGAGAUAAAACUAAUUCGGUCCUUUUGAAGGAGGUCGAAUUAGAAAAGAGGCGAAGGAAUACUAAAAAGACAUCAGUAUUUAAAUUCAUAAGUCGAAAACAAACAGACAAUGCCAUUGCAGAAAUCAGAAAAACGAAAAAAAGACUACAAAACACAAUAUAAAAGUUAAAGACUGAAUAACGCAGACCACACCAAUAAAAAACCCGGGAUGAUCUCUGGUGCUCUGUCAAAGGCUAUUAAUUACCUUUUCAAACACCAUAAAGAGGAAGUAUCAGAAAUGCAAUACUUGUAAAGGAACAAAAGAUGAACAGAGGACGACAAUUUAAUGAAUAUUGAAAAUAAAGGACUGAAGAAUUCGAAAUAAUGAUUAUGUAGAAAAAAGGAAUAUUCAACCCUUGUUGAAGAAGAGGAAUUGAGAUUUUCAACAUGAAUAUGAAGAAACUUGAUCCAGAUGAUUUGUUUGUAUUUUAUAUGAAUAAUGCAAUACAGUAUUAUUUUUUCUCCUGUUUAAACAAUUACAGUUAUUUUCUUCUAUUCAACAUGUUUUUUGAUUUAUCGUUCAAACAACCAAUAAAUGAAAUUGCAACUAUACAUGUAGAUGAACAAAUUAUACCAUAAAAUAAUGUUAGUGGGGUGUCAAAUUUUGACAAAUAUUAUACCUUGUAACUAAUUCAUUUUAGAUUUAUUUUGAAUCUACUAAUUAGAGAAAAAUACGAACUUCUUUCUUAAAAGCGAAUAUGUAUAUAUCCGAUAUGUUCAAAAGGCAGCCAUUUUGAUUUGAUGGUAUAAAAACAUUGUAAAAUAAAUAAGUGUGUCACGAUCAAAAGUGUACAUAUACAACUAGAUCGACCAUUUUAACUAUAUAAUUUUAAAAUAUGAUAAUCAACUCCCGCAAGUGUUGCAAUUUCAAUCUCUAUUGUUGUUCAAAAUAAAACUUCAGUUUGCAAAUCCUAUUGUAACGUGAAAUACGUAUACAUCAUGUUUUAUUUGAAUUAGAACAUGCUUUCGUUUAAAAGCAAAAGAAUAAAUGCCUUUUAUUAUGUAUUUAAAAAUAACCAUUUUUGUUGUUGUAUAAGAAAUACAUAUAUCUGCAGUAAUUAUA
Mytilus trossulus (common blue mussel) is the source of this 2005-nucleotide messenger RNA. Its product is annotated as piRNA biogenesis protein EXD1-like. NCBI's taxonomy places the organism in Eukaryota, Metazoa, Mollusca, Bivalvia, Mytilida, Mytilidae. Gene Ontology annotation, biological process: nucleobase-containing compound metabolic process. The coding region runs from base 89 to 931 and encodes 280 amino acids. Gene Ontology annotation, molecular function: 3'-5' exonuclease activity; nucleic acid binding. The transcript is spliced from 5 exons. The record is from RefSeq and is a predicted model, not a curated record.